Pocillopora meandrina is the source of this 5472-nucleotide messenger RNA. Lineage: Eukaryota; Metazoa; Cnidaria; Anthozoa; Scleractinia; Pocilloporidae. The record is from the annotation of a GenBank genome assembly.
AUGGAAGCUUCUUUCGCGGACCAGAAAAUAAAUGUUGUAUACCUGGACGAAAGUCGCAGAACUCCUGUGCAUCGUGCUACUCUGGAUGGUAGGCACGAACAGGUGGAAGAAAAAGUACGAGUCGCCUCUAGACUGGAUGACCAAGAUGAAAGGACCCCACUGCAUGAUGCAACCAAACACGGACACAGGUACCUUUGCCCGGUUUAUCUCAAAGAGAUUUAAGGUUAAGUGUUAUAAUGUGAAACGUAUGAUUCCGAACAAAUGCCACAGUUGGUGGGGCCAAACACAGUUUUCGUCCCCUUUGAUUCUGAUCAGCGAAAAUAAUACUUUCUGUAAAAUCUACAAGUUGCAAUGGAUGCGUAGUUAUUAACAAGAGGGCCUUGAUGGGGUGUAGCUUUUACAGCUAACGCUUAAAAAUAUUAGCCAAUCUAUGGCUAACGGUUAAUACCUUCCAAUGUGGUCACCAUAAAUUUUUUUUACUGCUAACCUUUUCUUAAGACUAACGGUUAAAAUUGUUGGUCUAUACACCUAACUUCAUUUUCCCGAUUGGCGACCAAUGGUUACCGCCAUUGAGACCCUAUUUAUAAUAUCAAACUGUAGAAUUCUUAAAAAGUUUUAAAUUUGAAGAUUUUUAAAGAAUGAAUCAUUGAAAAAAAGGAAAUAUAAGAACUGACACCAACUGAAGUAAAUGAAAGGGCUACACUGGAAAAAAAAUAAAGUAAGUGAAUUGCUUUCUGUUGUAUGAGAAACGGUGGCCAAAGGGUUGACGCGCUGGGUUCUAUCCUUGGCCUGGUUGCUGUGUUGUGUUCCAGUACAAGACAUCUCCCACAGGGCCUAAGGGUGAAGGGGGGGGAUAGCCCAGGAUGGGCCAUCAUACCCUUCUGGGGGUACAACCAAUACUUGUGGUUGCUCUAUGCCACGGAAGCUACGGUACGUUUCGACUCUCUAAGCACCAAACAUAAGAGCAGAUUUUAUCUUAAUAUUCUAAAAGGAUAACUACUGUUACAAGUUCCCUUUUUUCACGAGGAAUUGAAUACAUACAUACAUACAUACAUACAUUCUUUAUUUGAUAAGUAGGUUGUGUGAAAGGCAGCCAAAGGGCUGAUGUGGACCUACUAUACUAAAUAUUAGGAAUUACAUAUAUAUAAAAAUUGCAAUAAUAACUUAGAACUACUAUAUACAAAUAAAAUGGUGUUCACUAAGACUAACAUAUAAAUCUAAAAGUAAAUGAAAUGGUCCUUUCUGUUGGCAACUACUGUUGCCUCUUUCUCAAAUGAAAAAUUGUCAAUAGUCUUAACAUGUUUACGUAAGAUUUGUUUAAAAGAAUAAAAACUUUCAGGUACUUUAACUAAUCUAUUUACAAAAUUCCAAAUAACAGGACCUCUGUAUCGUAGGGAGUUCCUGCCGGUCUCUGAUCUAAAUCUAAUGACAUUAAAUUGGUUAGGAACACGAGAAGAUCUAGAAGAAACUCUUUUAGAAAACAGUUCACAUAUCGACUGGGUCGUUGUUCCAAAAUAUACUUUGUGCAAGAGGAACAGUACAGAUUUUUUAUAGAAGUAAGAGAUGGGCAGCCAGUCGGAUUUCAUGAGACAUGUGUCAUCUGCCAUCGUUGAGUCGAGGUUAUUCACAAUACGAGCUGCUCUUGCAUGAAUAUGGUUUAGAGAGUUCAGUGCGGAAGGAGAACAAUUUCCCCAUACCGAAAUUCCAUACGUUACACUGGGGAUAAUUGUUUUAAAGUAUAUUUCCUCGAGAACCUUCUUCGGAAGGAUUCUCAUUCUCUUCAACGCUCCAACCUUCUGCGUAAAAGAUUUCUUCACUGAGUCAAUGUGCACAGACCAUGUCAGCUUAUUUUAGACCAUUAGUCUUGAAUCCAGCAUUGCAACUGUUCGGUUGCGUUUUCUCCUGGAAAGAUGCUAUACUCUGUUACAACAUGGCGCUAACUCUUCUUUCCAAAACAGAGAACACUGGACACUACUUAUGAGUGCGGCAGACCUGGGCAAGGAACAGUCGUGCCAAGACAUACUCACUGUUAAUCCACAGACUGAUGACGUGAACGUGGAUGGAGAAACAGCAUUGCAUAUUGCGUGUAGGAGAGGACAUGUGAGCGUUGUCAACCUGCUGAUGGAUCACAGGGCAAGUUUGAAUGUUUGUAACAAAGAUGGUGUAACGUGUUUUGAGGCCGCCGCCAAGGCAGGAAAGAGCGAAGUUGUGUUUGCAAUGAUAAAGCAUAAAAGGUAUGAAUGGUUACCCCGGACUGAACUGGUAUCUACCAUUUAAAUUCAAAGUUUUAAUUGCAGGAAGUAGGAGACUCGACUUGCACAUGGCAACCGAAAAGUAAGAGUAGAGAAGAGCAUUACGAAAGUUGGGCAAGCUGGGCGAUGAAAACAUCGGUCUCUUCUUCGUUUUGGCGCUACGAUUAAGACGUUUUCUUUGCUUCUAAGAUAGCUAAAAAUGGUAAAAUAAAUUUUCAAAACCAAGUCUUAGAUGGAACGUAGCUUUAGUGCCAUUCUUUCCUCUGUUUUCUUGUAUCAAUGGAAAUUCUCGACUCUUUCUCAAAAAGCAGUCGUGAUCAUUUUUCUGACACAGAGAGCCAAAGCCUCUCAGAAACACUCUUAUGUUUAACCUUAUGUAAGCCUCACCCAAAACUUAGUUCGGUUCCCCCUUUUUCUAAAUCGAAUUGCCAAGCUUUAAUACAAAUCUCAGAUAAAUACCACCCAGGAUCUCCUGCACUUUGUUAUAGCUGGAGAUUUUUUGAUACGUUUUGUUAGGGAAACACACGAAAAGUGUUUUAGUGUCCAUUCAUUAAUAAUUAGUAUUUUAGGAUAAACCUCUUCAUGAGCCAUCUUGAGCUUCCUUUCUUGGACAACCGAAAGAAAAUCUGUUUAGGUUAAGGCACAAUUUCAAGAUUUGUUAGACUUAGGGGUCACAUGAUUGAUUGAGUUUGGUUGGCCAGACCGGGAAAUAUUUGACUCUGACUCUGUUUUAUUGCUUCUGAACAGAUGGAUGGAAAUAAUGGAACACAAGGAUAAGAAAGGCCUUACCCCCAUGAAGCUUCUCAUAAAACACUUCCCAGAGAGUGCACAGCUGGUCAUGGAUUACUGCAUUGAUCGAUCAGAGACAGAAAGUUCCGAUGAUCCAAAUUUUACAGUUACUUGCAACCUCCGUUUCCUAGACCCCAGUCCUACUCACACCACUUGCCUGAGAGAAAGCCGUUUCUUUGGACCGAGCACCAUGGUGAAACACGAACGUAGAGAAUUACUCGAGCAUCCUUUGACACAGGUCUUGCUGAAUAAGAAGUGGUCUUCUUUCGGGCGCUUAGUGUUCUACUUUAACUUUAUGUUCUAUUUUGUCUUUGUUGUCAUGUUUACAGCUUUCUUAAUCCGAUUCAUGCAGAACGGUGAUAAAGGAUUGGGAGAUUUUUUUAUGUAUCCAAUAGUAUUUUUACUUAUAUUUGUCCAGUUCAUCAAGGAAGUUAUUGCAAUACUUGUCCAGAGGUUUCGUUAUUUCACCACUUUAAGCAAUCUCACUGAAUGGAUACUCUACAGUACGACGCUUUCAUUCAUAACGUUACUUUUCAUUUUCGAUCUGUUUGGCCUUGAGAAGCUUUACCCACAAUUCAUCCGGGUGUUGGGUGCCAUUUCGAUUUUCCUUUGCUAUGCGAACCUAGUCUUGGUUCUUCGUCGGUUGAGUCUGGUUGGAAUCUAUGUCACCAUGUUUAUAGAGGUCACUAAGUCGGUUCUAAAAGUACUUCUAAUCUUCUUUGUCUUGUUCUUUGGGUUCUCCAUGGUGUUCUACGUCCUCUUUAAAUCAGAGGUAAGAUGAAAUAAGAGAUAAAUGUGUAUAUGAGUAAAUUUGCUUCUGUUUGUGAUUUAUGUGAGUUUUUUCCUUUUUUAGUAAGUAAAAAUAAGUAAAAAUAUUCCCCAUCCUGUACCUUUUCGCGCCGUUUAUUGACUCGCUCAAUAGCAACAAGCCUGAAAGAUUUGGUUACAGUAAUUAAUUAUAAUGUCACCGGAUUUUGGGCUCAAUAUGGGUGCAGCAGAUGCCUAAUCGUACCUUUUCAGUGCGCUUUGACGACAUAUAAAGCUCGCUCGGUCUUGUCAAGGGGUAUCUUGGAAUCAUGACUCAACUAAAAUCGCUUCAUCUUCUAACGGAGCGCGCCAAAAAGGUACGAUUAAGAAUGAUAUAACGUUAUAGUAAGCGAAAUAUGCAAUAACGAUAAACAAUAAACAACUCCCAAGAUCUGAUUGUUAAUUCUCCCCUCUAGCUGCUACACAUUUCCUUUUAAAUUAGUUAAGAGAAUAUGGUGUUAGAUUAAGAAAAACAACUUUUGUGUUAUAAGUUUAUUCUCAUUACCUGUUUGCCAGACAGUUAAUGGAUAUUAGACGGUGAAGUUACCUCUCCAUCACCUCUGGGAGUUAAAGGGCUAAAGCGCUGAGAGUCUCUCGUAUUUCCUCCACAGGAGGUGGUAUUUAAACAACCGGGAUUUUCUUUACUGAAGGUGGUAGUGAUGACAAUUGGAGAGGUUGACUUUGAAGACAGAUUCAUGCAUUCCCAGAAUAUCACAAACGAGCCGACAUUUUCUCAGACAGCUUCUUUCGUUUUCCUCGGCUUGUUCUUGAUUUUAAUGACAGUUGUACUGAUGAACCUGCUGGUAUGCUUUAAGAUAACAAACCUAUUUGUAACUUUUAAUAGUACUAGUUGGAUGCACAAGUAUAAAUGAAGCAGCGUUCUAUCACAAACGCAGCAGUCUUAUUGGCUUCGCUACUCUCUAUCUAUUUGACAUAUGGAUCUCAUGUUAACAUGUGUCUAUUCAGUGUGAUAUAUUAACCAUUUAACCCCUAAGAGUGACGAGCAUCUAAUUUCUCCUUACAAUAUCCCCACUCAAUCACACAUUGAUGUCAUGAGAAUGAAGGAAAUAAUCAUCAACUAAAGAAACUCUUGAUUGUUAGACAAAUUCUCCUUGUCAGCACCUUAGUAAAUGUACAGAGAACAGUAUGGAGAAUGAAUACUAAUGUCAGAGUGUAGAGGGCUAAGCUGAAUUAUGCGCGCAUUUUGUCUGCUUCUUACUUACGAUGUAUCGGUAGAUAUACAUCCAUAGAUGACAUCACCAUUGACAAUUUUUUUCUUUAUCGUAUAAAACAAACAGAUUCCAUGUAGGCAUGAAUAUGUUCAGUAACAGAUCACAAAAGACCUCAAAAUAAAGAAACAACGUCAGUGACACGCUCGGCUGCGCCUCAUGAGCCACUUUUUUGUCCUUACCACAUUUUGACCUCAUCUGUGAUCUGUUACUGAGCAGACGCUCGGCAACAUAGAACCUUCCUGUGGAAUACACCACAAAUAACGUCAAUUGUAGUUGAAACAAAAAAUUGGAACACGGGACGGAACCGAGUGUGCCACCGACUCAAAAUUCGUAUCAUCAAGACGCUUCCAUGUAAGAAAUCAAACUUAGUGCUACGAUUUGUAGGACGUUGA